Molecule: messenger RNA, 2361 nt
Organism: Gekko japonicus
Lineage: Eukaryota; Metazoa; Chordata; Lepidosauria; Squamata; Gekkonidae
Gene: BRAF
Product: B-Raf proto-oncogene, serine/threonine kinase
Exons: 18
Coding region: 58-2361 (767 amino acids)
Biological process (GO): signal transduction; protein phosphorylation
Cellular component (GO): cytosol; mitochondrion; plasma membrane
Molecular function (GO): protein kinase activity; ATP binding
Source: RefSeq, a predicted model, not a curated record
UCCCCCUCUCCUUCUCCCUCCUCGGCCCCCUCCCCCUCCCCAGCGCUUCGAUCCAAGAUGGCGGCGCUGAGCAGCGGCGGCAGCGCCGAGGGGGCCUCGCUCUUCAACGGGGACAUGGAGCCCGAGCCGCCUCCGCCGGGGGCCUGCUACGCGGGGGGCGGCGGCAGCGCCGGAGGAGACCCCGCCGUCCCUGAGGAGGUGUGGAACAUCAAACAGAUGAUUAAGUUAACACAAGAGCACAUAGAGGCCCUUCUGGAGAAGUUUGGAGGAGAGCAUAAUCCACCAUCUAUAUAUUUGGAGGCCUAUGAGGAAUACACCAGCAAGUUAGAUGCACUGCAGCAGCGGGAGCAGCAAUUACUAGAAUCCAUGGGGAAUGGAACUGAUUUCUCUGUCUCCAGUUCUGCUUCAACAGAUACCGUUACAUCAUCGUCAUCCUCUAGCCUCUCGGUAGCCCCAUCAUCCCUCUCAGUUUAUCAGAACCCUACAGAUUUGUCACGGAAUAACCCUAAGUCUCCACAGAAACCUACAGUUAGAGUCUUCCUGCCCAAUAAACAGAGGACCGUGGUUCCAGCAAGAUGCGGGGUAACAGUCCGGGAUAGCUUAAAGAAAGCUUUGAUGAUGCGAGGUCUUAUUCCAGAGUGCUGUGCUGUUUACCGAAUACAAGAUGGGGAGAAGAAACCUAUCGGUUGGGAUACAGACAUUUCCUGGCUUACUGGAGAGGAAUUACAUGUGGAAGUCUUGGAGAAUGUGCCUCUUACAACACAUAACUUUGUACGAAAGACAUUCUUUACUUUAGCAUUCUGUGACUUCUGUCGAAAGCUGCUUUUCCAGGGAUUCCGCUGUCAGACUUGUGGAUAUAAAUUUCACCAGCGUUGUAGUACAGAGGUGCCAUUGAUGUGUGUGAAUUAUGAUCAACUUGACUUGCUGUUUGUCUCCAAGUUCUUUGAGCACCACCCAAUACCGCAGGAGGAAACCUCCUUAGGAGAGACCACGCUGGCGUCUGGAUCAUACCUAUCAGUGGGCCCCUCAGAUUCUCCUGGCCCAGCAAUCCUCCCUAGUCCAUCUCCUUCGAAAUCCAUUCCGAUACCCCAGCCAUUCCGUCCAGCAGACGAAGACCAUCGGAAUCAGUUUGGUCAACGAGAUCGCUCCUCAUCCGCCCCCAACGUGCACAUCAACACGAUAGAACCUGUCAACAUUGAUGAAUUCAUUAGAGAUCAAGGGUUGCGAGGAGAGGGAGGUUCAACCGCAGGUCUGUCGGCUACACCUCCUGCUUCCCUACCUGGGUCCCUCACCAGUGUGAAAGCAUUACAGAAAUCCCCAGGCCCUCAGCGAGAGAGGAAAUCCUCCUCAUCUUCAGAAGACCGGACUCGAAUGAAAACCCUUGGUCGACGAGACUCGAGUGAUGACUGGGAGAUACCAGAUGGCCAGAUCACAGUUGGACAAAGGAUAGGCUCCGGGUCUUUUGGAACAGUCUAUAAAGGAAAGUGGCAUGGUGAUGUGGCAGUGAAAAUGUUGAAUGUUACAGCCCCCACCCCUCAGCAAUUACAGGCCUUUAAAAAUGAAGUAGGAGUGCUCAGGAAAACACGGCAUGUGAAUAUAUUACUUUUCAUGGGUUAUUCCACUAAGCCGCAGUUGGCUAUAGUUACGCAGUGGUGCGAGGGUUCCAGCCUUUACCACCACCUGCACAUCAUCGAGACCAAAUUUGAGAUGAUCAAGCUGAUCGACAUUGCACGGCAAACAGCGCAGGGCAUGGAUUACUUGCACGCCAAGUCCAUCAUCCACAGAGACCUCAAGAGUAAUAAUAUAUUUCUUCAUGAAGACCUCACAGUAAAAAUAGGUGACUUUGGCCUAGCUACAGUGAAGUCACGGUGGAGUGGGUCUCAUCAGUUUGAACAGUUGUCUGGAUCAAUUCUCUGGAUGGCACCAGAGGUGAUACGGAUGCAGGAUAAGAACCCAUAUAGCUUUCAGUCAGAUGUAUAUGCAUUUGGGAUUGUUUUGUAUGAGCUGAUGACUGGGCAGUUACCCUAUUCAAACAUCAACAACAGGGACCAGAUCAUUUUCAUGGUGGGGCGAGGAUACCUCUCUCCAGACCUCAGCAAAGUGCGCAGCAACUGUCCCAAAGCUAUGAAGAGGCUCAUGGCAGAGUGCUUGAAAAAGAAGCGGGACGAACGGCAUCUCUUCCCACAGAUCCUUGCCUCCAUUGAGCUUCUGGCCCGGUCGUUGCCAAAAAUUCACCGCAGUGCAUCUGAGCCCUCCUUGAACCGGGCUGGAUUCCAGACAGAGGAUUUUAGUCUGUAUGCUUGCGCUUCUCCAAAAACACCCAUUCAGGCAGGGGGAUAUGGUGCGUUUCCUGUACACUGA